AUGGACCAGGGACCGAGGAUCACAUUGAUGAGAACGCGCCCUCUGUCACGCGGCACGUGCCAGCAGCUGCAGGGCGUGUGGGCCGACAGGGCAGUGAAGCCCAUCGGCGAGGGCGUGCCCGUUGCUGGUGACCACAAAGGCCAGCUGGCGCCAGACCUGCUGGAUGAAAAUCUUGGCUCCUGCCUGGACCAGUGUGGGCUGAGGCAGUCCCUGCCCAAGCAAUGGGCCUCCCUCCAGCUCGGCACUGCCUGGCUGCACCCCUGGAACUGUGGGCUCAGGGAGGGCAGAGUGGGCAGGGCCCGACCUGCAGGCCUCAGAUGCUUUAGGACCCCGAGUCCCUGGGAUCUUCGGCUGGAAGUGAUAGGGUCAGGUUUGCUGGAUGCUGCUGGAAAGACGAAAGGGAGGCAGCUCUUUGGUCUUGCCCACAGAAGCAAGGUGAGGAAGUCAAGGUCAUCGUUUGGAAAGGGCUGGAACAAGAAACACACAUCAUGCUGCCGAUGUGGCUCUAAGGCCUACCACCUUCAGAAGUCGACCUGUGGCAAACGUGGCUACCCUGAGCAAAAGAGAAAUUAUACCUGGAGUGCUAAAGCUGAAAGACGAAAUACCACCAGGACCGGCCGAAUGAGGCACCGAAAAAUUGUACACUGCAGAUGCAGGCAUGGAUUCCGUGAAGGAACAACACCUAAACCCGAGAGGGCGGCUGUUGCAGCACCCAGUUCAUCUUAAAGGUUUCAGUGAUUAGUCAUGCAAUAAAUGUUCUGGUUUUGGAAA
Messenger RNA from Vicugna pacos (alpaca), 771 nucleotides. The record is from RefSeq and is a predicted model, not a curated record. Lineage: Eukaryota; Metazoa; Chordata; Mammalia; Artiodactyla; Camelidae.